AUGUUUCAACUGAUUGAGAAGGAGAAGAAGCGCCAGUGGCGCGGCAUCGAGCUCAUCGCGUCCGAGAAUUUCACCUCGCAGGCCGUGCUCGAGGCGCUGGGCAGCCCGCUGACGAAUAAAUACUCCGAAGGCAUGCCCGGAGCGCGAUACUACGGCGGGAAUGAGUACAUCGACGAGAUCGAGAAUCUUUGCCGGAACCGCGCGCUCGAAGCGUUCCAUCUCGACCCCGCGAAAUGGGGAGUCAACGUGCAGCCGUAUUCGGGCAGCCCGGCAAAUUUCGCGGCGUACACAGCGAUUUUGCAACCUCACGAUCGCGUGAUGGGCCUGGAUCUGCCCUCCGGCGGUCACCUGACGCACGGUUAUUAUAUGGCAAACGGAAAGCGUAUAUCGGGGACGUCGAUCUACUUCGAAUCUCUGCCGUACAAGGUCGAUCCCGAGACGGGCAUCGUGGAUUACGCGAAGCUCGAGGAGAAGGCUAUUGAUUUUCGACCGAAGAUGAUCAUUUGCGGCGGGAGCGCGUACCCUCGCGAGUGGGACUACGCGCGAUUCCGUGCGAUUGCGGACAAAGUCGGUGCGACGCUCCUGUGCGACAUGGCGCAUAUCAGUGGACUUGUGGCGUCGCAGGAAGCUGCGAAUCCCUUCGACUACUGCGAUCUCGUCACAACCACGACGCACAAGAGCCUGCGCGGCCCGCGCGCGGGGAUGAUCUUCUUCCGCCGCGGCCCCAAGUCCGCUGCGCAGGCCAAUGGCGCGGCGUCCCCGGCGGGGAAAGCGGCCGCGUCGCCAAGCAAGGCAGGCGCGAAGGCGGCGGCGGCGGCGGACGACGGGAUGUACCACUUCGAGGAUCGCAUCAACUUCGCGGUGUUCCCGACGCUCCAAGGCGGCCCGCACAACCACCAGAUCGGCGCGCUUGCCGUGGCGCUCAAGCAGGCGUCCACUCCCGCGUUCAAGGCUUACGCGCAGCAGGUGAAGGCCAAUGCCCGUGUGCUGGGCGAGGCACUAGUAGCGAAGGGCUACAAGCUGGUUACCGGAGGCACGGACAACCACCUGCUGCUGUGGGAUCUUCGGCCAUUGGGCCUCACUGGCAACAAGAUGGAGAAGGUGUGUGACAUCGCCCACAUCACACUCAACAAGAAUUCCGUCUUUGGUGACAGCAACGCAUUGGCACCUGGUGGUGUCAGAAUAGGCACCCCCGCCAUGACCUCUCGAGGCCUAGUUGAGAAAGACUUCGAGAAGGUGGGUGAGUUUCUGGACAGAGCAGUCAAAAUCAGCCUGGACAUUCAGAAGGAGAAAGGGAAGCUUCUGCGUGACUUCCUCAAGGACCUGGAGCAGAAUAAGGAGCUGCAGGCACUGAAGGAGGAGGUGGAGGCGUUCAGCGCUGGGUUUGAAAUGCCCGGGUUCGAUGUUGCAUCCAUUCAGGUGUAG
This is a messenger RNA of Closterium sp. NIES-65, 1425 nucleotides long. NCBI's taxonomy places the organism in Eukaryota, Viridiplantae, Streptophyta, Zygnematophyceae, Desmidiales, Closteriaceae. The record is from the annotation of a GenBank genome assembly.